Molecule: messenger RNA, 1269 nt
Organism: Monoraphidium neglectum
Lineage: Eukaryota; Viridiplantae; Chlorophyta; Chlorophyceae; Sphaeropleales; Selenastraceae
Exons: 9
Coding region: 1-1269 (422 amino acids)
Molecular function (GO): protein binding
Source: RefSeq, a predicted model, not a curated record
AUGCCAGCCGUAGAGGUCGAUCAUAGCAUGGGAUCGGAGGACGGCGGCCAAAGCGCACGAGGCGCGCACGCGCAGGCGGACGGGGGCGAAGCGGGCGCACCGCCGGCGUCGCCGCCGGACUCUGACGGCGACCUUGAUGUGUUGAUGGCGGGCGAACGCGCGGCGCUGCGUGUGCAGCUGGCGGACAACUUCCAGGCGCUGGUGUUUCAUCGGGAGGGCUAUGUUGCCGCGACCGUGCCAGCAGAGGCGGCGGCGCUGAUCGCAGCGGCCAUAGAGGCCAAGGCAUAUGAUUACGUGUGCCGCGCGGCUGAGGCGGGCAGCUCCCUGGACUCGGUGGUGCGCGUCUACGCCAAGGAAGCUUCCACGCUGCUGCUCGCCGAGGUGGACAAGUACACCAGCCCGGCCGAGGACCCCCAAGCGCGGCGCAGCGCGCCGGGCCAGGUCGACAGCACACAACUGAGCCUCUACGAAAUCGCGGGCGGCCUGCGCAGCAUACACACCGCGCCCGCCGCGGCCCCCGCGGCGGCGCCGCGGGCGAGCAGGGGGGACGGGCCCUGGGGCUGGCUGGUGCCGGGCUCGCGCAUGCUGCCUUACGUGGUGCUGAAGGGCGCCGGUGUCGCCAUCGGCCGCGGCAAGGAGGCGCUGUGGGCCGUCGGCGGCGGCGGCGCUAGCAGCAGCAACAACGCCGCCAACGGCGGCGCCGGCGCGGGGGCUAGCGCCGGCCGCGGCACGCCGCGCAGCCUGCUCGCGAUCGGCGGCGACCGGCAGCUGUCAGCGGCGCUGGCGCGCAACCUCGGAUUCGUCGAGGUGGCCGACGGCCGCGUCAGCCGCCUGCACUGCAUCAUCAGCCUCAGGGCGGGGCCGGGCGGCGGCAGCGGGGGCGGCGAGCAGCAGCAGCAGCAUCAGCAGCGGCAGCAGGUGGCUGUCUUGGAGGACUGCAGCAGCAACGGCACAUUCAUCAACGGGAAGAAGAUCGGCAAGGGGGAGUCGGUCGCGCUUUCCGAGGGCGACAAGAUCAGCCUGGUCUCGUCGGUCGCCCCCCUGGUGGAGCAGUUCUUCCUCUUCCGCCAGGGCGACCCCCGCGACAGCCAGCAGGACGGCGGCGAGGAGCACGCAUGGCUCGACUCUGCGGGUGGCGCGAGCGGCGUAUACUCGCCGGCGGCAGCGCACUCCCCCAGCCGCAACGGCGGCGCUGGCGCCAGCGCUGCAGAGCGCGCUGCAGCUGACCUGCCCGUUCCGCUGCCCCCCGCCGGAGAGGAUCGUGAUUAA